AUGUCUCUGGUCUCGGGUCCUGGUAGAGCUGUUGGCACUCUUCCAGAUCACACGUUGUGUGUACAGAAACAUGUGGAGUACAUCAGGAAUCUGGACAGCAGGCGGGAUGAGCUGGAAUAUUGGCUCACAGAGCAUCUUCGUCUGAAUGGCGUAUACUGGGGCUUGACAGCCCUGCAUCUUCUUGGCUUCCCGGAAGCUCUCCCUCGGAAAGAGACUAUCAACUUUGUUCUCUCCUGUCAGCGCGAAAAUGGCGGGUUCGGAGCUGCACCCGGCCAUGAUGCACACAUGCUUUACACUGUCUCAGCCGUCCAGAUACUUGUAACUCUGGAUGCGAUGGACGAGCUGGAAAAACGUGGUUUGGGAGGCAAGCGGAAAGUUGCAUCUUUCAUCGCAGGGCUACAGGACAGGGCGACAGGCUCCUUCAUGGGCGACGAAUGGGGUGAAUUGGACACCCGUUUCGUCUAUGGUGCCUUUAAUGCCUUGUCAUUAUUAGGACUUAUGGAUAUGGUCGAUGUCUCUAAAGCCGUGGCCUACAUCCAGAAAUGUGAAAACCUGGAUGGAGGAUACGGCAUCUGUCCCGGAGCCGAGUCCCAUGCUGGACAGGUCUUCACGUGCGUGGGAGCGUUGGCCAUUGCCGGACGUUUGGACCUUGUGAACAAGGAUCGUCUUGGUAGUUGGCUCAGCGAAAGGCAAUUGGACAAUGGUGGGUUGAAUGGACGUCCUGAAAAGUUGCCAGACGCUUGUUACAGUUGGUGGGUCGGGUCCAGCUUAGCGAUGAUUGACAGGCUGCACUGGAUUGAUGGCCACAAAUUGGCUACAUACAUUCUGCGCUGUCAGGAUCCUGAAGCUGGCGGUUUCGGAGAUCGCCCAGGUAAUAUGGUUGAUGUCUUCCAUACGCACUUCGCAAUUGCUGGUUUGAGUCUCCUGAAAUUCGAAGGCGUCCAGGAAGUAGAUCCCGUUUAUUGUAUGCCAAGAGCAGUUACAAUGAAAUACUUGAAGAAGUAG
Aspergillus fischeri NRRL 181 is the source of this 1005-nucleotide messenger RNA. Its product is annotated as Rab geranylgeranyltransferase subunit beta BET2. Gene Ontology annotation, biological process: protein geranylgeranylation. The transcript has 5 exons. Bases 1 to 1005 code for a protein of 334 amino acids. Gene Ontology annotation, molecular function: Rab geranylgeranyltransferase activity. The record is from RefSeq and is a predicted model, not a curated record. Gene Ontology annotation, cellular component: Rab-protein geranylgeranyltransferase complex. Lineage: Eukaryota; Fungi; Ascomycota; Eurotiomycetes; Eurotiales; Aspergillaceae.